Messenger RNA from Xyrichtys novacula (pearly razorfish), 3546 nucleotides. NCBI's taxonomy places the organism in Eukaryota, Metazoa, Chordata, Actinopteri, Labriformes, Labridae. The record is from the annotation of a GenBank genome assembly.
AACGAAUCGUUCGCGAACGACGCAACACUAAAAACAGUGAUGACCUCCCUCGCUAGCUAGCGACUGCUAACCUGGGGGAGUUAAUGCCAUCGUUUCCGAAUAAAUCAGUUUCUCUAAGUUAACACGAUGGAUCAGACGAAACAAGAGGAGGAAUAUGGAUACGACUUAUUCCCGGGAAGGACCAAGACAAAGUAUAAGAAAGGAUCAAUCGGGGAGAGCCUGUUCACUUUCAACCACAAGUGUCAGGUCAUGUUACAGUUUGCAACGGAAACUAGUGAGUAAAUUAGCCCGAUCGUUUCAAAAGGAGUGUUAUCAAAGCAGUAAGAGGAUGUUAUAUUUCCUCCAUGUGAUUUGAAUAACAAUGCAAUGCUUAAGUGUCAACCCUGCAGUCAUUAAUUUAGCACCCUUUGUCCUGUAGCAGCUUAGCAGCAGCUAAUGGAUCUUGCAGAGGUGUGUGUGUGUGUGACAGUGAAUGCAACUCUAAACUGUGUCUGUGCUCGUCUCAGGUCCUUAUGCCAAACUUCUCCUCAGUGCCAUGAAGAAUUCAGGAUGGUAAGUACUGGUUUUCAACAAAAUAAUACUUCUCUUAUGUGUGACCUUUAACUGCACUGUAGAAAACCUUUUGCUGCUUACAUAACACUUGGUAACAGAUAUUGCACAUAUAAUAAUAAUAUUUUCUAAUGGUGAUUAUAACUUCAGUAGACUGUAACAAGCAUGGUUAGAUUUGAACUGUCCUUUCUCAAGACUCCUAAACGUAUAAUUACAGCAAAGUAAACUAAUUAUAUGGUUUCACAAUCAUGUCUUCUCCACAGCAAAGUGCUCAAAGACCGACAUUUCUCCUGCGAAGACUGUGAUGGGACUGUCAGCGGUGGUUUUGAUUCAGGUUCCUCUCAAGUAAGAGAGAGAUCUUUGGCGGGUCUUCAAAUCCAGAUCCAGGUGUCUAACAUGACUCCAAAUAUUGAUGGUUGAAGAUAAAUAACAUUUGUGUGUUUUUCCUCUUAGAUUGUUUUGUGUCAGAACAACAUCCACCAGCAGUCCCACAUGAACCGAGUGGUCACACAUGAGCUCAUCCAUGCCUUUGACCACUGUAGGGCCCACGUGGACUGGUUUAACAACUACAAACAUCUGGCUUGUUCAGAGGUGAGUUACUCUGUCUGGUACUGACCGCAUGGUUGUGCAACUGCGACAAAAAUCACUUUUUUCCUGUUUAUCUACAUUUUUGGUGUUGUGAGCUUAUUGCCAUGAAAAACACAGAUUCGUAGUUUCUUCUAUGACUGAAUUACAGGCUGUAGCUCAUGAUCUGGUAAAUGCUUCCACUAGAGUUUGUUCCAGAGGGUUCGUAUUUACAGGGUAGGUCAGGAAAUCUAAAUGUUGACACAGUAUCUAGCAUGUUUAAGGUUUGUAGAUAUCUGUUAUUAGAGAUCAAUACAUACUGCCAGUGAGAGCCUUUCCUUCCACACCAAUCCCUGCUUUGUUGGGACUGGCUAUGAGACAAUUUAAAAACAUCCUAAAAAUGGAAUCCAAACACUCCCCAAACCGCCAUAUUCUACAUUUUAUAUGUAAACUGUUAAUAGAAAACAAGAACAAAGUAAGUGCUCUUAGAUCUAGCAAAAACAAAAACAUGAAUGACAUAAAGCUGAACCUAUUCCACGCCACUGUGAAGUCUGUCCUCCUGUAUGGCUGCGAAAGCUGGACCCUGACACCCACCCUGCAGAAUUCCCUGGACGGGUGCUACACCAGAAUGCUACGAGCUGUUCUGAAUGUGGACCAGAACAUCCACAUUAACCAACACGAAUCUGUGCCGGCAACUGCCGAGGUUCAGCAAGAAGGUAGCAUCUAGGAGGAUGAGGCUGGCCGGCCACUACCAUAGACAUCAGGGAACCAACACACGGGCACUGUUCGAGAGGACAUUCAGUGCUACCGUAUGUGGACGUCCUGAAAAGGAUGUGGGAGCUGAAAGCUUUUCGGAGCUGGCAGGGUGUUUGGAGAAUCAUGAGGAUUGGAGACUCCGAUGGAAGCUCGUUUGAGGACAACCGAGGGGGAAACUGAUUGGAUCAAACCAGGGCUGCCGACCCCAAUCACUAAGCCGAACCAGCGCCCCCCCUUUACUGAUUAUAAUAGACUUCUGUUUGUCUUCCAGAUUCGGGCAGCUAACCUCAGCGGCGACUGCACCUUCACCAACGAGGCUGCAAGAUUUAACUUUGGCUUGAAGCAGCAUCAUCAGGUAAAUGUUCAGAGGUCAGCUCAGUUUUUACUGCCUUUUCCCCCAAUGAUCCACCGCUAAAAUUUAUUCUCUUGUACAGGAAUGCGUCAGAGGUCGUGCCCUCCGCUCCAUACUGGCUGUGAGGAACAUCAGCCGGGUGGAGGCAGAGAAAAUCGUGGAUGAAGUCUUCGACACGUGUUUCAACGAUCAUGCGCCGUUUGGACGGAUCCCGCACGGGAAGAAGGAUGCUCGGUUUGCCCACAGGGAUUACGAGAACAGAGAUCGAUAUUACGCCAACCUUUAGGGUCCUCCUCUGCAGAUUUAACUCAUAAGGGUGCUGUGACCUUCAGUGAAGUUAACGAGAGUUGAGUAUCGUCAGAGCCUUGGUCAGCGUAGACAUUGGCGUGAUGAAAAAGAUCAAAUUCCUUGAGAAGGGAUUUCAGAGGAGGCAUCGUCCUUGAGACCAGAAAAGAAGCGAAGAGCUGGAGCACAUUUCAUUUUCUACCUGUUGGACUCUGAAAGUCUUUGAUGAGGCCCUGUGAUUUAUUCGUCAUUUGUUUUAAGGUGAUCUAAAGGUGCUUUUAAGGAAAUGCAACAUUUCCUUUGAUUGUCCACUCUUCUUCAGUGACCUCUAUAAUUUCUUGUACAUAGAGCUGAUUGUGCUUAAAUUAAACAGAAUUAAGUUGUCUUUGAAUUAAAGUUUGAUUCCUCUAAAGAAGUUUGAGUAAUUAGUUGUUUCGGAGGACGGAAAGGGUUUUAUUUUCAACCUUGGCGCAAAAUGUUUGAUAGAAUUACUUCCCAAAGACGUACGAGGAAGCUUACUGCUGAUUAAAACAAAGUGAUGUUUCACCCAGGAAGGAGUUACUUCAAAUAAACAUUUAAGACGAAGAAUAUGAGUAAAGAGAGAAAAGUUCUCCCACGACGGCAUGGUCACAUCUGCGCUGUCACUGUAAAAUGUCACCGCUGACAUCUUUAUUGGACAUUAGCAUUUAAAGAAUCUCGUAUCCCUCCUCGGAGAUUAAUGAGGGAAAAAGUUAUAAGGGAAUUAGCCUCAUAAUCUCUCUUCCUCCACUUCUAUCUCAAAGACAACACCCUCUGCAUGGUAAUUAAGGACUCACAAUUACAUUUGGAGUGUAAUAUGACACUACACAAGCACAGGAUGAGACACGGCUCAAACAGACUGCAGGGUUAAUUGUUGGAGCUUAGCUGAGUUCCUCUCUGAUGCUAUUAGGCGGAGGGAUUGACGUGUGGGAAACACGAGGAAACAAGGGAAUGAUACUUGGAUUUGUGCAAUGUCAUACUCCCAAGAAGGAUAAAUAAAUAAAUCAUGCAAAACAACAGAA